This is a messenger RNA of Procambarus clarkii (red swamp crayfish), 4766 nucleotides long. RefSeq names its product immunoglobulin binding protein Tap42 (gene Tap42). Gene Ontology annotation, biological process: regulation of signal transduction; regulation of dephosphorylation. Gene Ontology annotation, cellular component: cytosol. Gene Ontology annotation, molecular function: protein phosphatase 2A binding. Lineage: Eukaryota; Metazoa; Arthropoda; Malacostraca; Decapoda; Cambaridae. The record is from RefSeq and is a predicted model, not a curated record.
GCAUGUUAGUUUAGGCUGCAUGUUAGUUUAGGCUGGUAGGCGCUAGUGUUGACAAGCAUGGCGGACGAGGAGUACCCGUCAGUCGCCUCCCUCCUGGAGAAAUCCCUACAGAUCCACCAAGAUGUUCAGAAGUCUAUCUUACCGACCAGUUCUGAGGAACUUCAGGAAAAGAUUAAAGAAGGUAUAGAUGGAUUGAUCAAGACUACAGUGUUGGUGUCAGAACUUGGGGUUUUCAGCACUAACGAAACACUUGAUGAACUGCCCACAUCCUCAAUCAAGUUCCUCUUGCUGCCAGUCCUCCUUGGUUCCCUCUCUCUUAAACGCACAGACAUUGAUCGAUUGGAAGUUUUAAGACUAGCAAAUGUGUAUUUUAGGGACUUCAUAAUCCGCUGCAGGCAAUACAAACUUACGGAUGUUUCAUUACCUGAUGAUCAGAAUGAUAGUGAUACACAGUCUGAAGAAAAUGUUGUGCACAAGCCUUCAUCAAAAACAGCAAUGCCAACCCCAGAGGAACUUCAAGCAAUGGCCAGACAACGGCAAGAGAAAAUACGAAGGUAUAAGGAGACGAAAGCUAUUGGAGAACGGCUUAAUGAUCUGAAAAAAGUACUUGAUAACCCUAAUUACAGUGACGAUACUCUACGAGAAUAUAAUAUCACUAUGGUUAAAAAAUUUAUUCAUGAAAGCUUAGACGAAUUGGAGAGCAUGGCAAUGGAACAGAAGAUGCUGUUAGAGAUGGCAGCCAUGAGAAGGAAGGGGUUGGUCCCUAAUCCAGCAGCAGCUUCCAAAGCAAAGCCAUUUAAGCCAAUCCUCAUCACAAGGGAUGCGUUACGUAAGAAUGUGUUUGGAAUGGGGUACCCAAGUCAUCCUUCCAUAUCAGUAGAGGACUUCUAUGACCAAAGAGUGAGAGACGGCUGGUUUCCAGAUCCAAGUAGAAGUCAGAACUGCCUUCAGGAUCGUGCUGCACUUGACCCUGAGGCCGAGAAAGAAGCCAUAGAACGUGAAGAGGAGGAAAAGGAAAAAGCCACAGAGCAAGACAACCCUGAGAAGUUGGCUAAAGAUAGAAAAUGGGACGAGUGGCGGGACACGCACAGGAGAGGAUGGGGCAACACCUACAACAGGAGCUAAGAAUGGCUUAAUGUAGCGAACAGAGCACUGAUGCUCGGGCUCUCAAUUAUCAAUACUGUAGUCAUUGUUUUGAACUUGAUUUUUUUGUUUUUGGUAUUCAGUAAUUAAUUAUUUUAUUAAAUAUAUUUUCAUUAUACCAAUCUAAGAAUUAUCAUGAUAAUCUGUAACUGGCAUAGAUUUUAUUGCCAGAUAUAAAUUAUGAGAUUAAAUGAUAUAUUAAACAUAUUACAAUUUUUUUUUGUUAAAUUCCUGUUCUGUAGUCAAAAGUAUCAGACUAGUGUAAACAUUGCCAGGGCUAUCGCCUCGGUUAUCAAGCCUCAAUUUCUUAAGUAAGCCACCACAUUUAUCAGAGACCUUGUACAUUAAUUUCAAGUUAGCUAAUAUACUCUUAUGCUCAUACAUUACUUACAUUUUAUGUUUUAUUGCUGUGUGAUUAAAUGUUUGUUUUCCAUGUUUUUAAAAAGUUAUUAAAAUUGGAAAACUUCAUGGCAGGAUUGUAGCUAAGCAUUUAUCUUGGGAUCCAAUGGAAAAAAUGGCUUUUAAUUCACAUAGAUUGGAUUUAAGGUGAAGGACAGACCCAAUAAAUAUGUAAGUGUAUUAUUAAGGGAAAUUUUUGGUUAAAACCUGCAUCCUUUAUUAAGGUAAUGUCAAACAGUGUUCAGAACAUUGUGUGACUGCACCUUGAUAAUGGAUGUAGCUUUGAUUCGAAGAUUUGGUUUAAUAAUACACAUUUAUUGGGCCUUUCCUUCACCAUUAUUUAACACUAUGGAAUUGUAGUAAGUUUCUCCAUAGUUGUAAUUAUUGAAACAUUUUUGGGGAAUACAUCUUGUUCAUUAAGUGUGGAUUGCCUGUACAAUCUUAAUUAUCAUCAUCCAUUAGUUUAACGUGGCCAAACUAUGUUCAUUCCUAAAUGUUGCAGUUUACACACUUUUACACAUUGCAUCUUUCCAUUACAGGUUUAUUACUUUAUUCUUCUAACACCACAUGUGCUUCUUAAGAAUGUUCAUUAUUAGUAGUGUCGGGCAAUUUUUGCUGUAUCAGCAUCAGCAAUCCUCGGUCUCACUUCCAUUGUUGUUAGAGCAGCUUAUUUCAUAUUCUGAGGGAUAAUAUUCAAGUUAAUUGUAAUAUAUUCCUCUUCAUCUUUAAGAUCUACCAGGUCCUUCAAAGUCCUUGCAAUUUUGCAUGUGUCAAUGGUUCCUACUGUGAUUAUGCUGCCUGUUUAGUGCCUGAAAGGUGGUUCACCAGACAUGGUACACAUCUUUUUACUGAGGCCCACCCAAUAAAGAAACUAAGGCGCUUGGGAUUCUUUCCAGUAUGGCAAACAAUCACCUGAAAUCUCUAGUAGCAAAUGACGUCCCACUAGAAUUGACGGAUCAUUUAUAUAUUGUUUGGUGACAAAAGUCGUUUUCAGACAAUUGGAGCCAUGUGCCCAACUUCUUCAGGAUGAUGGGAGUAGUAUGAGGGUUAAGGUCUUCUGGUCUGGCAUUCUGCUGGGCUUAAUGGUUGGUUUUUUGAGACUGGUGUUUGGAUCCUUAUUUACCAAAUCAUUAUCUGGAAGAAGCAAAUUAUGGCCACCGUUGAAUUUAUUGAGCGUGUCGCUGUAAACACGCACCAGUUAUUGGGUUUGUUGUGACAACUUUGCCCUCACUAAGCAUAUGCUUUCCACAAUAUUUUCAUGGAUUGAUUGAGGUAAUGCUCCAGUGUUUACCUGUUGCAACAUUAAAAAAAUACAUUGCUGGGUAAAACAAAACUUAUUUACAGUUUUUAUUAAGAAAAUACUAAAACAACGAUUUAAUGAUGCAAAUAAAGUAUUUGGCUUGCAGUGUAAUAGAACAAGCUGGAUUUCUUAAGUUCAUCUAAACUUGAUCAGACAAUGCACAAGCAUCAGUAAUACAGUAGCCGACAGUGUUUUUAUCAUGCAGUAUACUGUGCAUACUGCAUUAAACUUUUAGUUAGGCAUUUUAGAAGGUAAGAAGUCUUCACAACAGGGAGAGGUAAGUGGUUUUUUUAAUGUACAACACAAGAGGUUACUGUAUUUUUUUUUAUCUAUUCAAAUUUGUUUUGUUUUUUCGAAGUAUAGUACUGUACUGUACCAUAUAUGUACUGUAUGUAUGUUAUCGUUUACAUAAAGGAAAACAUAAUUUGGUGGACCUAAAAAUUCUCAAAAUAUUAUUGACAUUUAACAACAUAGGGUUCAGAGAGCAGGGUGAAAUCCCAUAUAGGUCAUUAGAGUGAGUAAGUAUAGUACCAUCAAAUGUGAACUAUUCCCAUGGCCUUCCUCCUGCCACUGUAACGGGAUGUGGGAAAUGUGUCUGGCUAGGUACAUAUUUGCUACACACAAUUUAUUCGUGAGCUGUAAAUGAAAGAGAGACCUGCACGUUACUGUCACAACUGCAUUGUCCCAUUAAUAGUCAUACACCACCCCAUAGAAUGUUCUGAUUUUCACGAUCAGAAAUUUUGCUUUCUUUUGGUUCCUUUCAUUUGUGUGUUGCUUGAUAAGUUCCUCUGUGAAUCGGAUUCCAUUGACAUUACUCGUCUUUCUGCUCUCAUAUUUUCAUCCUAAAUGCUAUCUACAAGCUUUUGAAUAUUGUGAAACUGACAGUGGUCUACACUAGCAUUCAGGGCUCGGCACUUUCUUUUGAUAAGGACUGUUCUUGCCCAAGCAACGGUUCAACAAAAUAAUAUCAGUGACACUGAUAUUCCAACCCAUCCUCAUGUUCAUGAUAUAACUAUAUAUACAUACAUAUUGAAAAGUCCUUUUUCAUAAAAGAUAUAUGUAGUACAAACAUUACAAUUUUCAUGUAUAGCAAAAGCAAAAAAAAUUAAUUUUUUUUUAACCUAGUCAUAUUCCUGUCUUAGGAUAUAUUAGGCCUAGUUUAUGCAAGGUUUUUGUUUUUUAUUUUUCCCUUUUAAAUAUUUUAAUUUUGAGUGUGCAUGUCGGUGUAGAACAAGCAUGAAGAUGGGUUGAGUGAUAUAAAUUUUAAAAGUAGCUAUUUAUGAUUAGUUAUUAUGAAUAGUGUGUUCCUAUUUAGAGCAGUGCUUUUCCAUUUUGUACAAAGUCAAACUACAGUAAAUUUCCAUGUUCAUGUUUUCAUAGUUAUGUAUGAGCACUUUUGAUGUUGAGCAAACAUUCGUGGCCUCCUUCAGCUCUUGCCUUGAUAACUUUAGAACGUAAUAUGACAUGUACAGUUCUAAGUUAACCAAGUUGAUUUGACUACCAAAUUCUACAACAUUUCUGUUUGAUAUGUGUAAAAUUGAACUAUAUUCUCUCUAAUUUGUCUCUGAACAAUUGAAUUGCUUUUCAUUUGUGAUGACUAUCAUAUGUCUUAAGAUUUAAAAUAUCAGAUUUUUAAUAUUGUGAAUAUUACGUUGCCGUCUUGCUUGUAUAAAGCCUCGUAUGUUUUAACAGCAGAGAUUUACCUGAAAAGUCGUUUUGCCCCUACAAGUAUUUAAAUGGUCUGUCACCUGUAUGGAUCCUUUAAAAUUUUACUAGUUAAGACUUGCUAGAAAUUUGUUUAAACAUUCUGAAUACUCAAAAUUGUUUUCUUCUACAUGAACUUUAUUUCGCUAGGUGAGAUUUACUUUAAAAGUUUUAAAGACAAUGUGGACAAUGAAGUUUUUUUUUCUGUAUAAAUUUUUAU